Messenger RNA from Trichobilharzia regenti, 657 nucleotides. The record is from the annotation of a GenBank genome assembly. NCBI's taxonomy places the organism in Eukaryota, Metazoa, Platyhelminthes, Trematoda, Strigeidida, Schistosomatidae.
AUGUGGUCAAAGAUGCUUAGUGAGGAAAAUAUAGAGAUUUUCAAAAGUUAUAUUAAUAAUUGUGAAGAAAUUGAAUCAGCUGUGAACGUAUUACUUAAUAUGAUCGGAGAGGAUUUAAAAGAAUAUUCUGUAUUGACAACAACAAGUAUUUAUUCGCCGACAAAAAUAAUGGAACUUGAAACGCUAACCAGAAGGUUAUCUUUCUUGAAAACAAAAUACCAUGAUGAGCUUCUCCGACAGGGAAAUUUGCAAAAAAGGGUUCAAGAAUUGAACACAGUUAAUACAAGUGAAAAACUUGAACAGAAAGAAUACCCUGUAUGUUUUCAACUGGAACAACUGCAUGCUGACUGUUUUCAAAUGGACUAUGAUAUACAAAAAAUAGAAAAAUCAAUUUUAAAAAAUUAUGGAACAAGAUCGUCUUAUGCUGAAGCCGAGAAAAGAUGUAAUGAACUGAAGCAACAACUGGCGUCACUAGAUUCUGCUGAAAACUGCAUGAAAAGAGAGGUUGAAUGUUUAGCAGAACAAUUAAAUCAGAUUCUAAAACAUUCGGAUUUAAAUGAAGAAGUAAAUAAUAAAAUAUGGAAUGCAGUUGAUGAAGGCGAAAUUGACGACAUAGGUGAAUUGAUUGAAAAUCAAUGGAAAUGGUACAUAUCCUGA